AUGGCGGCAGCGGCGGUGGUGGCGGCAACGCCAGCGGCGGGGGCCGAAGCCCGGGAGCAGCUGCAGCCGCCGCCCGAGCCGCAGCCCGGCUUGGGCGAGGUCCGCUGCUCUCUGUUGGUGAUCGUGGGUGGGGAGUGCAGCCGGCCCGGCCUGCUGGACUAUGUCCUGGCGGAGCUGGAGCGAGGGAUCCUCUCCUGGGACAUUGACCCUGUGUCCUGCAACCUGGACGAGCAACUGAAACUGUUUGUCUCCCGCCACUCAGCCACCUUCUCCAGCAUCGUGAAAGGUCAGAGGAGCCUCCACCACCGCGGAGAUGUCCUGGAGACACUGGUGCUGCUGAACCCUUCGGACAAGUCCCUAUGUGAUGAGCUCCGGAACCUUCUCACCGACUCCUCCAGCUACAAGCUGCUGGUGUUUGCGGGCCCCUGUGUGGAGGAGACGGGGGAGCUCCUGCUACAGACUGGCUGCUUCUCCCUCCGGGACUUCAUCCAGAUCUUCGCUGACAAGGAGAUCGGGGAACUGCUGAGCUCUGCUGACCCCUCAGUCCGCCUGAGCCUGACCAUCACCUGCCCAGACUUCGGGGAGUGGACGGACCCCAGCCUGGCCCAGCACAGCCUGCAGGACUUCAUCCAGCUGCGCCUGAACCCACCGCAGACCCUACCUGGCUCGGAGGGGCUUCAGGAGUUCCUGGAGUACCUGUCUGAGUCCCUGGAGCCACCGUCACCCUUCGAGCUGCUGGAGCCUCCUGCCAAACUGGGAUUCCUGAAGCUCUCCAAGCCCUGCUGCUACGUCUUCCCCGGCGGCCAGGGCGACUCGGCCCUGUUUGCCGUCAACGGCUUCAAUGUCCUGGUCAACGGUGGCUCCAAUGCCAAGUCCAGCUUCUGGAAACUGGUGAGGCACCUGGACCGGGUGGAUGCCGUGCUGGUGACCCACAGUGGCACUGACAGCCUGCCCGGCGUCAACAGCCUGCUGCGGCGCAAGCUGGCAGAACAAGAGGAGGAGCCGGUGGUGGUGGCGGCAGCGGCGGCGGCGGCAGCGGGGACAGCGGCUGGGGCAGCCGCCCAGGGGGAGGAUUGGCUGAGAAACCUGAUAUCGCCGGAGCUGGGUGUGGUGUUCCUGAAUGUGGCGGAGCGGCUACGGGGGGCCCAGGGGGACUCGCGCCUGCUGCGCAGCUGUGACGAGGUGAGCCUGACCCUGGGCUACUUGGAGCGGCUGGGCCUUGAGGCCGUGCCACUCUGCCGGGGGCCAAGCCCAGCUGAGCCCACUGUGCUCUUCCAGAAGAUGGGCGUGGGGCAGCUGGACUUGUAUGUGCUGCACCCGCUCAAGGGCAGCAAAGAGCUGGAGUUCCUGCAGCGCCACUGGGCUGGGGAGGCCGGGCCCCGGGGGCCGGAGCCGCUGCCUCUGCCCUGCCUGACGUCGGUGUGUGCCCUGUUGGUGUGGCACCCAGUCAGCCCCACAGAGAAGAUCGUGAGGGUGCUCUUCCCCGGCUGCACGCCUCCGGGCCGUGUCCUGGAGGGGCUGGGCAAGCUGCAGCACCUGGCUUUCUUACGGCAGCCUGUGGUCACCCAGCGGGACCUGGCGACCCCCAGGCCCAAGCGGACAGAGAGCAAGGAGAGUGUCAAGUCGUCGACCUCCCGAGGUGGCCUGCCCGAGGGCCGCAGCAGUGUCAAGGUGGCACGCCCGGCGGCCAAGGAAAAGCCCAAAGGCCCGGCCGAGGAGAGGGUAAGGGCCAGGCCCGAGGCCGAAAGGGCCAAGCCGGAGGCGGAGAAGGCCAGGCUCCGCAAGGAGAAGCCUCCGCCCACCAAGAAAGAGGCCCGCUCGGAGGAGCGGCCAGGCCGAAGAGAGGACGGGGUGCCGGCGAAGGAGACGAGGGCCAAGCCUGUCCGGGGGGAAACUAAGAAGGACCCCAGCGCAGAAGAGCGCAAGGUUGGGAGUGUGAAGCCUCCCAUCCGGGAGGUACGGCGGCCCCUCCUGGGGGCUGCCGGUGGCCCGAAGAAGGGUGGUCCCGGCGCCAGGAGUGGCGAGAAGGCCUUAGCCAGGGUGCCCAAGAGGAACCCCAUGGUGGCCACAACAGGUGGCUCUGGGGUGGGGGGCCCUGAGGGUGGGGAGGGGGCGGCCUCCUUGCCCCCAGGGAGCGGCGAGGGGGCCGCUGUGGGGGAGAGUGGUCCCGAGAGCCUUACCCGCUUCCGCGGCGGGGAUAGCAGCCCCCUCCAUGGGUUGGGGUCUCUGUCGCCCCUGGUCAAGACCCCCCGCAGUGAGCAGAGUGUGAUCCUGGGGAUGACCCCUCCUGCCGAAGUGCUCCCCGACUCCAUGGGGGAGCUGGGUGAGGAUGCUUGCGGCAGUUCUGAAGAAAAGACCCUGGAGAUGAUGUCUCCGGCCAGCUCGGAGCACACGCCUUCCCAGCCCUCCUCCGAGGCCUAUUCAGGCCCGCCUCGAGCCCCUGGCUCCUGGCGGCCCCCCGAGAGUGCAGAGCGCCUGUCGCUGAGCCCCUUCCGGGAGGAGGGGCCCGAUGUCUCCCCAACAAUCACCACCCCUUCGCUACCGGCCGAGGUUGGCUCGCCGCACUCCACGGAGGUGGACGAGUCGCUUUCCGCAUCCUUUGAGCAGGUGCUGCCGCCCGUGAGUGAGAGUGAGCCCGCACCCCCGCCCCUGGGUCCCACCCCAGAGCCUGAGCCGGGCAAGGCGGGCUUGAGCUUGCCCCUUCGGGGCCCCCAUCCAGCCAGGGAUGGCCCGGCCCCCCGCCGGGGGCCCCGUUCGGACUCACCCCAUGAUGUGGAUCUGUGUCUGGUGUCGCCCUGUGAGUUUGAGCACCCCAAGUCGGCCCUGUCACCCUGUGCUCACCCGAGCCCCCGGGACCUGUCCAACGACAGCAGUGCCCUGUCCCAGGAGCCGGCCCUCCGGCCGCCAGGGGGCCUCCCUGACGAGACUCCCCCCACCUCAGUGAGCGAGUCACUGCCUACCCUGUCAGACUCAGACCCACCCCCUGCCCUGGAGGCUGGGGGCGACCCCUCCCCAGCCCCCGACUUGGGGCUGGAGUCGGAUGAGGACACGGAGAGCUUGGGCAGGGCCCGGGACCCCCCUUCGGCCCCCAUGAAGGAUCCACACCCGCUGCCCGCCCAGCCGGGCAUCUGCAUGGUGGACCCUGAGGCCUUGGCCCCCGACUUGGCCCGGCGGCGUCAGAGCCUCAGUCGGGCCCGCAGGCCCCUGUCCGGGGUGGGCCUGGGUCCUGCCUCACUGAAGGCUGAGUCUCUCAAGCCUCCAGCCUCGAAGGCCAAGAUGGCAGCUGCCCCCCGCCAGUCGGCAGACCGAGGGGCCCGGGCCCCCAGCACAAGAAGUGAGCAAGUGGACAAGGGUGCUCGCCCUGGCCCCGACGCCCGCAGGACCCAGGCAGGGUGGGGAACGGGCAGUGCUGGGGGGAAGCCUGCCUCCCGGGCCACCUUGGGGUCAACAUCAGCCUCAAGCAGGGUGGGGGCCCCUGGCUCCCCCGUGUACCUGGACUUGGCCUACGUGCCCGGUGGGAACAGUGCCCGCCUUGUGGAUGAGGAGUUUUUCCGCCGGGUGCGCUCCUUCUGCUAUGUCAUCAGUGGCGACGACCACGGCAAGGAGGUGGCUAUGAAGGGCAUCCUGGAUGCGCUGCUGGCUGCCAAGCAGCAGUGGGAAAGUGACAUCCAGGUGAUCCUGAUCCCGACCUUUGACUCUCCGGUGAUGCAGGAGUGGUACCAAGAGACCCAUGAGCAGCAUCAAGACCUGGGUAUCACCGUCCUGAGUAGCAAGAGCACAGUGGCCAUGCAGGAUGAGACCUUCCCUGCCUGCAAGGUGGAAUUCUAGGUGGUUCCCUCAUCCUCCUCUGCAACCAUUAUCCCUCCCCAGUCUAGGCUGCCACGCACUGGCACUGGAGUCCUCGGGGUGUCCCCCUUGGCCCCAAGAGCAGACUUUGGUGGGGGAGGGGGAAUGGGGGAUGGGGACCCAUUUAAAGGGGCCAGUAAAGUUUUGUUUUCAUGCUUCAUUUAAAGCUGCUCCAUGCUGGGAGGGUUGGUGUGAAGGGAGAAGGGUGCAAGGGGUGGCAGAAGAGCUAAAGAGGAGAGACAAGAGGGCAAAGUUCAUUUACUCUUUUUCCUCACUCCUGAGCUUCAACUAAUGCCACUCCCACCCCAGUUCAUAACUCUAAUGAUCUCAUCUCCCCUGCCUCCUUCAUUCCCUCACUUCUUGGUGCUCCCCCAGGCUUGCUUUCCCAUAGCCUGGGGCAGGAGACCAAAAAGCAACUCCUUCUCCCACCCCCUUCUUGUAGCAUAAAGGAACCAAGCACAAGCCUCCCCUCCCCCAAAACACUAAGCUGUUCUGUGUCUGACAGGCUUUCGGCUUUGAUGUGAUAUUUGUCCUUUGUGCAGAAACCAAAAAACAGCCUCCUUCCCCUCUCCUCUGCCAUGGUGCUGAGCUCAGGGAGCAGGAGUAAAGGAGGUGGGCUGAAGGGGUGUGUUCCUCCCAUCCCUUUGACAUGGGGCUCUAGACUGGAGCUAUGCCUCUGGAGGUGAUAUUG
Tachyglossus aculeatus (Australian echidna) is the source of this 4537-nucleotide messenger RNA. It is a transcript of the gene MAP1S, whose product is annotated as microtubule associated protein 1S. NCBI's taxonomy places the organism in Eukaryota, Metazoa, Chordata, Mammalia, Monotremata, Tachyglossidae. Gene Ontology annotation, molecular function: microtubule binding; actin binding. Gene Ontology annotation, cellular component: microtubule; neuronal cell body; cytosol. The record is from RefSeq and is a predicted model, not a curated record. Gene Ontology annotation, biological process: regulation of microtubule depolymerization; microtubule cytoskeleton organization; dendrite development. Bases 1 to 3828 code for a protein of 1275 amino acids. The transcript has 7 exons.